AAAAAAAAAAAAAAAAAUUACAAUAUAUAAUACAAAAAAUCAGAUCAAUAGGAAAGUUGCUUCUUUCUUUCUUGUUACAUAUAUAACAUAUCUCUAUAACUUAGUGCUUUUAUCAAACUCAAUGUCGAGCGAACUCGGUCUGAGGAUGUUCGAUCCAAUAGAUGGUUCCACUCAAGUCAAAACCAUCGACCAAGCACUUGUGAAACAAGUCUUUCAACGAAAUACUAUGGUCAAGCUUCAAAAUCAUGAUAAUUGUCUGGAUAAUAGCUGCAGUGACAUUGUCAGCGGUCAUAGCAUGGCUAGUAAGAGCGAAAAAGGAGAUACUGAUGCAUCUACGCAAUCAGAAAGCUCCUCUACUAAAAGUGCUCUUACAACCACUACUGAUUCAACUGACAAUGAGCUUCAACGUAUUCGGCAAUUCGAUCUAACCUUCAUUCCUGAACAAAAAUUCGUGCCCAUUAUACCAAGUCAACUCGAAGUUCUUCAGUAUGAAAAAGACAUUCAGUCAAAAACACUUGCUGAAUUAGAGAACUCGACAGUAGAGCAACUGUUAAAGCCUUUCUCUCAAUCAAAUGAUAUCACGUUAGAAGAAAAUAGCAAGGAUGUAUUUAUAGCAGACUUUAUAAAAGUGGUAUUGAAAUAUGAAAUCGACUUAGAUUUCGCCAUUGUGUGUACAAAUGCAACGUCAGAAAAGGCCAUAAUCAGUGCUUUGGAUUUCUGGGGGUUUUGUCAGAACAGAGUGAGGUUCGCACCACUUGGCAGGGUCGUAAGGCAAUCAUUAGAAGACCGUAGGUUUUAUGGAGUGAUUAUGAAAAUACGAAAAUCAGGGAAAAGGGUAAGUUAUUACCAAAUAGAUUUGGAAAGUAGAGCGAGUAUGAUGUAUUUUACUGUUCUAGAUCUUUGAAGCGAAUAGCACAUUUAAAAAAUGGGGACAGUGACGCAAGAGAUAUGUUAGAACCUCAUCCUUGCUAGCUUCAUAUAAAACUUCUCUAAGUUUUUAAAAAGUUCUGCGACAGCACCAACCUUUUCUUUCCUUUUCUUUUUUCUUCUUCAAAUUCGAUGGCCCG
Molecule: messenger RNA, 1067 nt
Organism: Mycotypha africana
Lineage: Eukaryota; Fungi; Mucoromycota; Mucoromycetes; Mucorales; Mycotyphaceae
Exons: 2
Coding region: 122-904 (260 amino acids)
Source: RefSeq, a predicted model, not a curated record